This is a messenger RNA of Menidia menidia (Atlantic silverside), 6184 nucleotides long. NCBI's taxonomy places the organism in Eukaryota, Metazoa, Chordata, Actinopteri, Atheriniformes, Atherinopsidae. The record is from the annotation of a GenBank genome assembly.
AUGGAUCGGCACAAAGAAACCUGCUUUUGUGCCUCUUCUGAUCUCUUUGUCCCGUUUCUUCCGGCCUCCGGCCUCCACUGCAGACAUGCUGGCACCCCCUCCACCAGCAUCAAGCACCCUGCAGUAUGGUGCCCUUCUUCCCAAUGCCCCCCUCUCCCCCCGGGCGCUGACACAGGACACCUAAUCCCUCCCCCGUCUCGCGUGUCCCACCCUCGCGGCCCUCUGCCCACACUGCUCUCCCGCUUGCCCCGGUCUCUGACCUACUGUCCCCCGGUUCCCCUCGGGCCGAGCCUCUCAGGCCUCCUCAUGCCCUCCUGCCCCUCGUCUGCCCCCGCCGCCUUUUCUCCUCUCCUCUGAUUCACAAUGAUGAGUGGGAUCCUUCUCUUGGUUGUGCUCGCACAGGUCCUUCCUUGUUUCAGCUUGGAGGAAGAAAGCGGCGUGAGAAUCGAGUGUUCAUGUGACGGAGCGUCCUGCGGCAGCGAGGAGCGGUGUUUCGGACGCCGGUGCUUCGCUUCUCUCUCAGUUUUGAACGGGACGUCGGUCUCUCAGAGGGGAUGCGUUGUGGGCGACGGAGACGAGUCUUUGCGUUGCGACAGCUCACCAACUCCUGAGCUGGUGGUGGAGUGCUGCGAUGGACGUUUGUGUAACAUGAACAUCUCUUUGCUGUCUCCAGUGAAAGAUGUUGAACUGUCUGGCGGAAGACCCGUCCUCAGAGAGCAGGAGUGUGUGUGCGAGGGCGGCUCGUGUGAGCACGGCCAGCGCUGCACCGGCCAGCAGUGCUUCUCCUCUCUGCAGACGAUUGAUGGGGCCGUCACCCAACUCAAGGGGUGCCUCAGGGAUGACGAGGAAGGCAGAGCAACCUGUGCCACGCCACCCUCACCGGCCUAUAUCGUCAAGUGCUGCCAGGGUCAUCUGUGCAACAUGAAUGUCACGGUCCAAGCCUCAGGCAAAGCAGAGGAAGUGAAGCCACUGAUCAAAGAGGAGCACGUUUGUGUGUGCGAGGGUAACUCGUGUGUAACAGGGGAUCGCUGCCUGGGACACCAGUGCUUCUUAUCUCUGACAGUCAACGCUGGUUCCCGGGUGUACCAGAAAGGCUGCUUCAAGGUCUAUGAACAGAGCACAUUGACCUGCAAGACCCCACCGUCCAGAGACCAGAUUGUGGAGUGUUGCCAUGGGCACCUGUGCAACAUGAACCGCACUGUGGAGCUGCCUGUCAAAGCUGAUGAGCUCCCAAACUACAGUGUGACCACACUCACUAUUGCCAUCGUGGCGCCCAUUAUUGUGCUCAUCGUCCUCUCUGCUGUGGCCAUCCUCGUGUUCAGACGUAUCCACCUCACCCAAAUGGAAAGACUACCAUCAAGAGAUGCUGAAUAUGGAAUUAUUGAUGGGCUUAUAGCAUCCAACGUGGGGGAUAGCACUCUGGCGGAUCUGCUGGAUCAUUCCUGUACUUCAGGAAGUGGCUCAGGACUCCCUUUCCUUGUUCAGAGAACAGUCGCCCGACAAAUCACCCUCAACGAGUGUGUUGGUAAAGGCCGCUAUGGUGAAGUGUGGAGGGGUCAGUGGCAGGGGGAGAAUGUUGCUGUCAAGAUCUUCUCCUCCAGAGAUGAGAAGUCUUGGUUCCGAGAGACUGAAAUCUACAACACCGUGCUCCUGAGGCAUGAAAACAUCUUGGGCUUCAUCGCGUCAGACAUGACUUCCAGGAACUCCAGCACCCAGCUGUGGCUCAUCACUCACUUCCAUGAAAUGGGCUCCUUGUACGAUUAUCUUCAGCUCAGCACCCUGGACGCGUCCAGCUGCCUCCGCAUGGCGCUCUCCAUAGCCAGCGGACUUGCGCAUUUACACGUUGAGAUCUUUGGCACCCAGGGCAAGCCAGCCAUUGCCCACCGAGACCUCAAGAGCAAAAACGUGCUGGUGAAAAAGAACGGACAGUGCUGCAUCGCAGACCUUGGUCUGGCUGUCAUGCAUUUUCAAGACACCAAUGAGUUAGAUGUGGGCAACAACCCUAAAGUUGGCACAAAGCGCUACAUGGCCCCUGAGGUGCUGGAUGACUCGAUACAAAUGGACUGCUUUGAGUCCUUCAAGAGAGUGGACAUCUGGGCUCUGGGCCUCGUCCUGUGGGAGAUCGCCAGGAGGACAGUCAGCAACGGCAUUGUUGAGGAGUAUAAGCCCCCUUUUCACGAUGUGGUUCCAAGCGAUCCGAGCUUUGAGGACAUGAAGAAAGUUGUGUGUGUGGAUCAGCAGCGGCCCAACAUCCCAAACAGAUGGUUUUCAGAUCCGACUUUAACCUCCAUGGCUAAACUCAUGAAGGAGUGCUGAGUAGCCGCCUGCGUAAACGGUGCGCUCAGGGAGGGAGCAGAUGCGGCUCAUGCCAUGACUGGUCCCGGGAAGCGGAGCUUUCAAGUGGCGUUGGUCUUCCUGUCCGUGGCGCAGCUGACCGCAGGUCUGAAGUGUGUGUGCCCGCUGUGUGCCAACCACACGUGUGAGACGACAGCAGAGGGCGCCUGCUGGAACUCUGUGAUGCUGAUAGAAGGGAAAGAGGAGGCAGUCAAGUCCUGCCUCUCUCCCUCCGAGAUGAAGGGCCAGGUUUUCUGCUACAGCUCCAAAAAUGUGUCGAAGAGGAACUGCUGCUUCACCGACUUCUGCAACAACGAGACGUUGCAUCUACACCCAGAGAAGCCUUUGGAAGAGCCAGGCUGGAGCAGGUUGCAACUCGCUGUUCUCAUCCUGGUGCCGUCCUGCCUGCUGAGUGUAGGGAUUCUGUUAGGCGUGUGCGUUGUGCAGGGUCACCAUUGUGCCUACAGCCGAGCCCACAAGCAGGACCCAGAGGAGCCUCUGGAUGACCAGAUGCUGAUGUCUCCUGACAAAUGUCUCAAGGAUUUGAUCUAUGACAUGAGCACCUCAGGCUCUGGAUCAGGCUUACCGCUGUUAGUCCAGAGGACCAUAGCUCGAACCAUUGUCCUGCAGGAGACCAUUGGAAAGGGUCGCUUUGGUGAGGUGUGGCGCGGCAAGUGGCGAGGGGAGGAUGUGGCGGUGAAAAUCUUCUCCUCCAGGGAUGAGAGAUCCUGGUUCCGCGAGGCAGAAAUUUAUCAGACAAUCAUGCUCAGGCAUGAGAACAUCUUGGGCUUCAUUGCUGCAGACAACAAAGAUAAUGGAUCGUGGACACAGCUGUGGUUGGUAUCGGAGUAUCAUGAGCACGGCUCCCUCUAUGAUUACCUGAAUAGAUACACAGUCUCAUUGGAAGGCAUGGUUGUUUUGGCUCUGUCGACCGCCAGCGGUUUGGCACAUCUGCACAUGGAAAUCAUUGGCACGCAGGGGAAACCUGCAAUUGCUCACAGAGACCUAAAGUCUAAAAAUGUCUUGGUAAAGAAGAAUGGAACGGCGGCCAUUGCAGAUUUGGGUUUGGCUGUAAAACACGAUUCCAGCACAAAUACCAUCGACAUACCAUCUAACCACAGAGUGGGAACAAAGAGGUACAUGGCACCAGAGAUCCUGGAUGAGACGAUCAAUAUAAACAACUUUGAGUCAUUCAAGCGGGCAGAUAUCUAUUCGCUAGGCCUGGUGUUCUGGGAACUGGCCAGAAGAUGCUCUGUGAGAGGACUUCAUGAAGAUUUCCAGCUGCCUUAUUAUGACAUGGUGCCUUCAGAUCCAUCCAUUGAGGACAUGAGAAAGGUGGUGUGUGAUCAGAAACUGCGACCCAACAUCCCCAAUCAGUGGCAGAGCUGCGAGGCUCUGCGUGUAAUGGGCAAACUGAUGAGAGAGUGCUGGUAUGCCAACUCCGCAGCACGGCUGACUGCUCUGCGGGUCAAGAAGACUGUGUCUCAGCUGUCUGUUACCAAGGACAUCAAAGACUAGCUUGAUCUGCGCACCUGGAGAUCAGCACUGGUGCUGCAUGAUGCACUUGGAGCAAACAGGGAGACGAGGAGAGCCUCCUCAGGUUGACGUUCGUGCCAAAGCUCAGAGGGAGGUGCCUGCUUAAAGACACCAGGUCAAGUGAUGUUUUUACCAAACACAUACAGGAUUGGUACAAAGAGCCAUGUGACAUAAAUCAUGUUAAUUGUGAUUAUUUUGCUACCUCAGUAUUCAAAGUGCCCAAAGCUUGAAGUUGCACCUUUUUGUGUUGUUGUGCCAUAUGUUUUAACAAAUGCAGUACUCCUGGUUGGGUAGCGUUCUCAAUGACAAUCACUAGAAAAUGUGAAAAUACUAUCUUUUCUGACUGGUUUUUAGUGUAACACAAAUACUUUCCUGUCUAGUUGGAAGUACUUUUGUACAAUCUGUCCAGUUCUGUUAUGUAUGAAUAUUUGCUAAAAGCUUUAUGGAAGGGAAUUCAGUUACACAUUAACCUAUGGAGUUGAAAACUGAGUGGAUGCUUUUGUGUUUAGUGUAAACUCUGAUCUGUGUUGGAUUGCUGUCUGUUGACCGACAGGUUCCUUGGUAGAAUAUAUCCAUGCAUCCAAGUAGCUCUCAGUUCAUGGACGAAUAAUCUUAAAAUGUGAUACAAACAGUCAUAGCAACUAUAAGAACUAUAUCUAUUUGUUGUAUGACCAACAAACAUGGGAUGAAAGGGUUAGCAGAUAUCCGAAUUGCAGAAAUUAAACGAACGAAAGCUGAGCCUGAAUCUUAGAAUAUCUGUAAAUUAUCAGAUUAAAAAGUAAUAAUUCACAUAAUAUCAUUAUGGUGCCUGUCUCAGCUUAGACAUUUUUUAAAGAAUAGGAGCAAAGACAUUUUUACAUUUUCAGAAGUUUGUGGGAAAGCUGUUGCUGUCACAUUAUUCCUAUUAUAAUGUUAUGUUACUCUAUGAGUUAUAACUACAUUUUUUGCACAUUUAUAAACUCUCUGAUAGCUGAAUGAUAGUCCUAUAUGAAGCAGCUCAUUUAUGAUUUGAAAAUGUAUUUUACAACUAUUGUAGUUACUGUAUGUUAAUGGUUGCUUCAGGUAUUCAAUUUCAUUUAAAGAAGAAAAUGCAUCAGAUGAUGAUAUAUUGUUCUUAUUGAUCAUUUCAUGAGGUUUGAUAUCAUACCGCAAAAUACAACAGGAUAAAUCCACAGAUAUGUAAAAUAAGAAUGUAAGUACGAAAACAAAAGAAAGCUGCAAGUAUAAACGGCGAUAUAAGGUAGGUACAAAUGUUGCAGUUUAAACUUCGUUAUUAGUGUAAAUGAGCACUGAUACACAGUUUGAUUGAUGGUUGCACAUCAGGACCACUAAUGCUUGAUGUGGCCUUCAUGUCACAAGCUUAGGGAAGAUGCAUAGAAGUAAAUCUGUACACUGUGUGUGCUUAUAUGAACUGAUAUGUGUGCAGCUGUUGUUUUUUUUAUCAUGUGAAGUGAUUUAUCAGUGCAGUGUUUGUGAAACACCAGGAAUUUGCUAGCUCAUGAUCCAUACAGCUGCCUGUAUCAGUGUUGACAUAUGUGUCGUUAGCAAAGUGUUUCUGUCAUCGAAGUGUCAUGACUGACUGGGACAUCCUCUGUUGCUGACUUACCAGAUAUUGCUGGGGCAAGUCCCUUUUAUCUUCUCUGUCACUGUAUUCCAAAUCAACCAUUCAUGUGUUUUCUGCACCACUUAUUCCUAGUAGGGUUGUGGGGGACUUGAGCCUAUCCCAGCUGUCAUUGUGCGAGAGGGUACACCCUGGAUGGAUUUCCACUCCAUCUCAGGGGCACAUAGAAAUGAGUAACCACACACACUCAUAUUCAUUCCUAGUGGCAGUUUAGUUUUUUUUUUAUGGAGGGGGGGGUAUUCAAAUCAGGAACCCAUUAGCUGUGAGGUCAAGGUGCUUUCUACCACAUCACAUCACAAAGUCAGGAAACAUUGAAAAUGAAGAUACCAAUUAACUGUCCCUGCCUCUAUCCAUAAAAAAUUAAAUACACCGCCAAAUAGUUUCUAGUGUUUCAUAUCUGCCUCUUCAAGAAUCCAAAAACUGACAAGAGAAGUGGUUGAAAAACAUACAAAAUACCAGUCAGUCAUUCCAAAAGGAAGUUAUGUGCAAUCUGAGUUGUGUCUUUACUGUGAAUGAAUUGCAAUAGUAAAAUGCAAAAAAAUGACACAGUUUUUAUUAUAUAAAACCAACUUUAAUCCCUGCUCUUAUUUGAAUUCAUACAUUUAAUUUAUGUGAAACUGUUCUGUGUUGUUGCUCAGAUGUGGUUCCUGCAUUGUAUCUUUUUUUCUUGCACUAUUUAUUCUGUAAAGAACU